AUGGUCCUGGUCCACGUCGGCUAUCUCGUGCUUCCAGUGUUUGGCUCUGUGCGAAACAGAGGUGCCCCCUUUCAAAGGUCUCAGCAUCCUCACGCUACCUCCUGCCGCCACUUCCACCUGGGCCCCCCACAGCCGCAGCAGCUCGCCCCCGACUUCCCGCUGGCACACCCCGUGCAGUCGCAGCCGGGCCUCAGCGCCCACAUGGCCCCGGCCCACCAGCACAGCGGCGCCCUGCACCAGUCGCUGACCCCGCUGCCCACCCUGCAGUUCCAGGACGUCACAGGUCCCUCCUUCCUACCUCAGGCCCUGCACCAGCAAUACCUCCUGCAGCAGCAGCUCCUGGAAGCCCAGCACCGCAGGCUGGUCUCGCACCCCAGGCGGAGUCAGGAGCGUGUGUCUGUCCACCCCCACCGCCUCCACCCCAGCUUCGACUUCGGCCACCAACUGCAGACGCCUCAGCCCAGAUAUUUGGCUGAGGGCACUGACUGGGAUCUCAGUGUGGAUGCCGGCUUGAGUCCCACUCAGUUCCAGGUGCGGCCCAUCCCUCAGCACUAUCAGCAUUACCUAGCGACUCCUCGAAUGCACCACUUUCCCAGAAGCUCCUCCUCCACACAGAUGGUCGUCCAUGAAAUCCGAAACUACCCUUACCCUCAGCUUCACUUCCUUGCUCUCCAGGGACUAAAUCCCAGCAGACACACUUCUGCUGUGCGGGAGAGCUAUGAGGAGCUGCUGCAGCUUGAGGACAGGUUGGGAAAUGUGACUCGGGGAGCUGUACAGAAUACCAUUGAGAGGUUCACCUUCCCCCACAAGUACAAGAAGCGAAGACCCCAGGACGGCAAGGGCAAGAAGGACGAGGGGGAGGAGUCAGACACAGAUGAGAAAUGCACAAUUUGUCUGUCUAUGCUCGAGGAUGGAGAAGAUGUGAGACGCCUGCCCUGUAUGCAUCUCUUUCACCAACUGUGUGUGGACCAGUGGCUCGCCAUGAGCAAGAAAUGCCCCAUCUGCCGAGUGGACAUUGAGACACAGCUGGGAGCCGACAGCUGA
Molecule: messenger RNA, 1044 nt
Organism: Cynocephalus volans (Philippine flying lemur)
Lineage: Eukaryota; Metazoa; Chordata; Mammalia; Dermoptera; Cynocephalidae
Gene: ARK2C
Product: arkadia (RNF111) C-terminal like ring finger ubiquitin ligase 2C
Exons: 8
Coding region: 1-1044 (347 amino acids)
Biological process (GO): motor neuron axon guidance; positive regulation of BMP signaling pathway
Cellular component (GO): nucleus
Molecular function (GO): ubiquitin protein ligase activity; zinc ion binding
Source: RefSeq, a predicted model, not a curated record